AUGAAAAUCAGAAAAUCAUUGCUGUCACAAGACAUAAAUCUCAAUGAGCCAAAUGAAAAUUUAUUGAAAGACAAAGAAGGACUUGAAGUGUCAAAAAAGACAGAUUUUGGACAACUCAAAUUAGGAGGGAGCAAAAGUAUGGAAAUCUGGAUAGAGAACAAAGGGGAAACAGAGCAUUCUUUAAUUAGCUGCAAAUUAUGUGGCUGGGAUAAAGAGAAGCAGUUCUGUCUUCAGUUGUCAGAAAAGAACCAGAUGUGCUGGAAAACAGCUUCAGCAUUGACUGUCCCUGAUGGAGCUGCUACUUCAGGUAAAUUCACGUGCCUAAGCAAUAUUGGAGAUUCUAAUAAUUCUACAAUUGGACAAUCUGAAAGUGUAACAUGUGAAAAACAAGGAGAAGAAAUCAGAAGACAUAACAGAAGCAUAUCUCUAUCUUCUGGGAGCAAGACUUCUAUAACAGUUGUAUGCACUGCAAAAAAUCCUGGCCGCUGCAAAGAACUUUUGUUGCUGUGUUUUUCUGACUGCAUUAUUGGUCGGUACCUUGAAGUAACUAUAGUAGCGGAAGAAGAGUUGUUGAUAGAAGCUACUGAGAAGUAUUCUCAGAGAAAAUGUAAAGUCAGUUCUGAAUUCCAGAUCGCAAAAGCAACAGAGGUUUUGCCACAAUUGAAAAGAAAGUCAAGGAGACAGCUGCCAAGCUUCCUUCCACAGUACAAUAUUCCAGACAAAAUAAGAGAAUGUGUGGAAAAGAAAUCGGAUAUAUUGAUUUUUUAUCCAGAUCUUGGAGAGGGUUUAACUUUUCUUAAUUAUAAGACAAACUUUUCUACUCUUUUGUGGCUUGAAGAAAUGAAUUCAGAGGCAGAACUGAAGGAGUUUACCAUGUGUGGGGUCACUUUGAAAAAAAAUGGAAAUUUCUUAGUACUUGAAGUGCCAGGGAUCAUAGAGGGCCGUCCUUCAUUAUUCCUUGGUGACAAAGUGAUACUGAAGACUCAAGACUAUUUAGAGGAGGCGAUCCACUUUGCUGCAUAUAUUGCUGAGCACAGGAUAACAACCAGGAGAUGCCAUCAUGCAUUAGAACAAGCCAUCCAUUUAGGAGCAAAGGUUUUGUUUCCUGAUGUUCUUACUAUGCAAUCACCACAAAUCAUUAAGCAGCAGCAUGAGUCAGAAUAUUCUUACAGCAUUCCAAAACAAAGUGUUACGCAAGAAUCUAAAGAAGAAAGGAUAAAAAUGGAAAAAGGAAUGCCAAAAAAUGAAAAAGCAGUUGUUGUUUCUGAUACUGAUACUACAGCCACACAAAGAAUUAAUAGAAUUCCAACUUGGAAUACACAACACUGUGACUUUUUCAAUCCUCUGCUGAAUGAGCAUCAGAAACUUGCAGUUAAAAGGAUUCUUAGUGGUGAAUGUCGUCCAACUCCUUAUAUCCUAUUUGGGCCACCAGGAACUGGCAAAACUGUCACAAUUAUUGAAGCAAUUUUGCAGAUAUAUUAUAGUUUACCAAGCAGCCGAAUACUAGUCUGUGCACCAUCAAACAGCGCUACAGAUCUUAUUUGUUUACGACUUCAUGACAGCAAGUUGUUAAGACCAGGAGUUAUGGUCAGAGUUAAUGCAGUCAACAGAAAUGAAGAGAGUCUUAAUGAGGUAAUAAAGUGUUACUGCAAAGCUGGAGAAGAUAUUCACGAAGCAUCUCAGUUUCGAAUAAUUAUUGUGACCUGCAGCAGUGCAGGAAUGUUCUAUCAGAUAGGAAUAAGGUGUGGACAUUUCACGCAUGUAUUUGUGGAUGAAGCAGGGCAGGCAAGUGAACCAGAAAGCCUGAUCCCUCUGGGAUUGAUUUCAGAAGACACUGGGCAAAUCAUACUUUCAGGGGAUCCCAUGCAACUAGGUCCAAUAAUAAAAUCUAAGAUUGCAAUGCUUUAUGGAUUAAACAUCUCUUUGUUGGAGAGGCUGAUGCAUCGCCCUUUGUACCUGCGAGAUGAUGAUACUUUUGGUCCCUGUGGAUCAUAUAAUCCUCUGUUGAUUACAAAGCUUGUGAAGAAUUACAGAUCACAUGGUGCAUUGCUUACGUUGCCAUCUAAGCUAUUUUAUCAUAAGGAACUGGAAGUCUGUGCUGAUCCUUCGGUGGUUAACUCUUUGUUGGGGUGGGACAAGCUGCCAAAGAAAGGCUUUCCACUGAUUUUUCAUGGAAUGAGGGGUAUGGAAAUGCGUGAAGGCUGCAAUCCUUCUUGGUUCAAUCCUACAGAAGCAGUUCAAGUGAUGCGCUACUGUUGCCUUCUUGUUAAAGGCAUCAACAGUUCAGUGUCGGAAAAGGACAUUGGAGUAGUUGCACCUUAUCGAAAGCAGGUAGAAAAAAUCACCAUUCUCUUACGCAACGUGGAUCUAUCAGAUAUUAAAGUUGGCUCAGUAGAGGAGUUUCAGGGACAAGAAUUCUCAGUGAUCAUCAUAUCAGCAGUUCGGUCAAAUGAAACUCUACUUACCGAUGAAAGACCCUUUUUAGGUUUUCUUGCUAAUUCAAAGCGCUUUAAUGUAGCAAUUACCAGACCCAAGGCUUUGCUCAUUGUUGUGGGAAAUCCUCAUGUGCUUGCCAAAGAUCCCUGCUUUAAUGCUCUGUUGGAGUACAGUCUAAUGAAUGAUGUUUACAUUGGCUGUGACUUGCCUCAAGAAUUUGAAAAUCAGACAAAGUGCAGUUAAAUAGAAGUACCUCCAGACCACUUUUCCAGACUGUGACUUUAUUUCCUUUAAAGAAAUACACAAAAAUUUGUUUUCUUGGUUGUUUAAAAGAAUAUAC
Notechis scutatus (mainland tiger snake) is the source of this 2776-nucleotide messenger RNA. NCBI's taxonomy places the organism in Eukaryota, Metazoa, Chordata, Lepidosauria, Squamata, Elapidae. The record is from RefSeq and is a predicted model, not a curated record.